UACUACUGUCAAUUUUUUAAACAAAGUUUUUGGAAAAUAAAAACUAAAAUGUUUAAUUUUAGUAACUUGUUUCGCUCACUACCAACAGUUUCUUCUAUAUUGCCAGUUCGAUAUCGUGCACGUAAAUGUACCAGGGAGCGAAAAGCAAAAAUUAAUAAAAAAAAUAGAGCUGCUAAUUUAGCCAAAGCAAGAAAAUAUAUACCUAUAUUAAAGAAAAAGCAAUUAGACAAAUCAAGUCGUACAAUUGAAACAUUUCCUUGGCGUUCAUCCAAUGACGACGUCUAUCUGGGAUUAUUUAACCAAAUGCGCAGAUUUAACUUGUUGGAAGCUAUAUUAGCUCAUCGUGAACUUCACCAUCCAACAAUGAUCAAUGUACCUAAUGCACCUCUGAAUGUUCGUCUUGAAAUAGACUUAACUACUGAUAAAAAAAAUAAAUUUGUCGAUAAAUAUCAUAAAAUAAUUGAAUUACCUCAUCCAUAUGACCAUGGAGAAGAUAGAACAAUAUUAGCAUUUUGUCAAACUACUGAAAUGAUGGAAGAAGCUAGAAAUGCUGGUGCAAUGUUAGUUGGUGGGAAAGAUGUCAUUAAAAGUAUAGAGAGAGGUCUUAUAAUGUUACCGGAUUUUCAAUAUGUACUUGCUCAUCCUGAUAUUUUAACAGAAUUACCUGCCAUCCGUGGAUUAUUGAGGAAACGUUAUCCAAGUCUUCAACAUGGUACAUUGACAUUAGAUUUAGUAGCCAUGGUAAAGCAUUACAUAAAAGGUAUUAAAUAUAAUAUGCAAGUGGAUCCAUAUGAUGAAUCUUUAGGAAUUGUAGAAAUGAAAAUUGGACAGCUUACAGAUGAUCCAAAACACCUAAUUGAAAAUUUUGAAACCGUAUUUAAGGAUAUUAUGACCAAAGCUCCUAAAAGAGCCAAUCAAUCUCAAUCUCAAUUUAUUAUACGAUGUUUAGCCCAAACACCAGCAUCAAGAGAGAAAUUCAAUAUCAAUUUAUCUCAAUUUAUUAAUACUGAAGAAGACUCAGAAUCCGAUUCGGAUUCAGAUGAUGAAGAUGAGAUUAAAAAUAAACAACGUCUUUAGUAUAAAUUAAUAUUUAGUGAUUUGUUAUAAAUUAUUAAAUUAUAUUAGUAAGUUA
Messenger RNA from Rhopalosiphum maidis (corn leaf aphid), 1132 nucleotides. RefSeq names its product 50S ribosomal protein L1 (gene mRpL1). NCBI's taxonomy places the organism in Eukaryota, Metazoa, Arthropoda, Insecta, Hemiptera, Aphididae. The transcript is spliced from 8 exons. The record is from RefSeq and is a predicted model, not a curated record. Bases 49 to 1077 code for a protein of 342 amino acids.